Molecule: messenger RNA, 2178 nt
Organism: Danaus chrysippus (African queen)
Lineage: Eukaryota; Metazoa; Arthropoda; Insecta; Lepidoptera; Nymphalidae
Source: the annotation of a GenBank genome assembly
AUGUAUCAAAAUUGGAUAUUACCCAGGGAUAAAAUGCAAAGUACAAUAAAAGAACUUUUGGACGCCUUAGGAUGUAAUUUAGAAGCUGAUACCGUUUUAGACUACAUCCAGAAUGAUCCCAAUUACGGUAAUAGCAGCUUGACAAUCAAACAAGCCAAUGAAUAUGCACAAAGACUUGCACUUAAAGCUUCUAAUGCUAAAGUUUUUCUCAAAAAGUACGAGGAUCUGAAAAAUCGCAACACUGAUAAUUUAUCAGAUAUGGUUGUAUUAUUUUAUAAACUGGUGUGUGAAGAUAAGAAAACACGAAUCUCAAAGCCCAAAGUAGCGCCAAAACCUAUCGUGGGCGAUAAUAAGCACCAGAUUACUAAAGACGACCUGCCUCAGAUUAAAGACAAAUUACUGAAAGCUGUUGAUGAGAGUAAGAAGUUGGUAAUGAAGUCAUUUGAGGAAAAAGAAUCAAAGUUGAGACCUAAUUGGUACAGCAGUCUGGAUUUACCGAACUGGCAAAAAGACCAUCCGGCUAUGUCCUGGGAUUUCCCCAAGGAACCAGUGCCGAUAGUAGCUUCAUUAGCUGGAAUCCCAAUAGCAUCACAAGAAAAUAUAAUAAUUGAGGAGCUUUUGUAUGUAUUUUCUGGCAUCCCUGGAAAUUUCAUAGUCCAUCAACCUGUUAAGGACACAUUUGAUGCAAGAACGUUUUUAAUAUCUGAAGAUUUAGAUGAUGCUUUGAAGCAAAUUGUCCAACAAAUGUUGCCAUUAGCUUCAAACUACUCAAUAGUGAGGAGGUUCAUUGAGAGCUGUGAUAUGUGGUCGGGUCAAGUGUUGCAUGCUUUAGUUGCUGGCAUCGAAGUGUUACUGAAAGAUUAUUAUACCAUGUUAGCGCAACUGGAAACAGAACAAAUGUCAUCUAACUUGACACUGCAAAAGCUAUGGUAUUUUGUUCUGCCCACUAUGCACACCAUGCAAGUGUUGGCAGCUAUAGUCACUAGUAUCGGAAAGAGUGAAUUAAGAGGUGGUGCAGUUUUGACAGUGUUACAUGAGAAAACAAAUACAUUAAUGGGUGAUGCGAGAGCACAAGAAAUAUCCUUAUUUCUCACUGAGAGGGCAUGUCGACCUUAUUUAUAUAUAUUAGACCAGUGGAUACAUAAAGGAACAGUUAUUGAUCCAUUUCAGGAGUUCAUGAUAGAAGAUAAUGAACUCAUCAACAAAGAGGAACUGCCGGUAGAUUAUUCAGCGGACUACUGGGAGAAGCGAUACUGCAUACAACGAGAUAGAGUGCCCAAGUUUCUGGAAAAAUUUACAGACAUCAUAUUAAGGACCGGGAAAUACUUGAAUGUUAUUAGCCAGUGUGGUAAAUCAAUAACGAAGCUGAACACAGAGGAAAUCAAAUAUUCACUGCGCGAACAGAACUAUGGAGCUUUAAUACAGAAGGCGUAUUCAUUUGCUAGCAAGUCUCUGUUGGAGCUUUUGUUGAAGGAGUACGACCUGAUGGGUCGCUUGAAAUCCGUUAAGAACUACUUCCUCAUGAGCCAGGGUGACUUCAUUGUACAGUUCAUGGAUGCCACAGAACAAGAACUAUCCAAGAAGAUUGAUGACAUCAUACCUUCCAAGUUAGAGUCGCUACUGGGUCUGUGUUUGAGAUUAUCAGCUGCUAGUCAUGAUCCUUAUAAUGAAGACAUGCGAGUUGAACUGCUGCCAUAUGACCUGCAAUUCCAGAUGUUCAAGAUACUCUCCAUUGAGACUAAAGAUGAGAAAGAAUACAAACAGAACAAGGAGUGCCCGCCGCUGUCCGGUAUAGAGACGUUCUCGUUUGGUAUGGAGGUGAAGUGGCCGGUGUCGCUGAUACUUAACCACAAGGCCAUCGCCUGCUACCAGAUGAUAUUCAGACACCUCUUCUAUUGCAAACACGUGGAGAGGCUGCUGUGUAGAGUGUGGCUGUACAAUAAGGUGGUGAAGCGUUUCUCCGAGGCUCGCCUGUAUGCGGAUGCGUUCGCCCUGAGACAGCGCAUGUUGAGCUGCGUCCAACAUCUACAGUACUACAUGUGUGUGGAGGUCAUUGAACCCUCCUGGUGCCAGCUGAUACAGAGCUUGGAUAAUUUGAAUGCAACUAAUGUUUUCGGAUUAUUUCACGUUAUUUUAUUAUUUAAAAAUUAUAUACGGUCAGACAGGAUAAGAUUCUAA